Pieris rapae (cabbage white) is the source of this 5327-nucleotide messenger RNA. It is a transcript of the gene MYPT-75D, whose product is annotated as protein phosphatase 1 regulatory subunit 16A. NCBI's taxonomy places the organism in Eukaryota, Metazoa, Arthropoda, Insecta, Lepidoptera, Pieridae. The record is from RefSeq and is a predicted model, not a curated record. The coding region runs from base 257 to 2068 and encodes 603 amino acids. Gene Ontology annotation, cellular component: cytoplasm. The transcript is spliced from 10 exons. Gene Ontology annotation, molecular function: phosphatase regulator activity; protein binding; enzyme inhibitor activity.
CAGCCAUAAAAAUUAAAAUCAGCUUCUCGCUAGCUCGCUACUUGAUUGCUUGUUGCUUCGGAUUGUAUGCAAAAAUUUCGUGAAAAGUAACGGAAAAUGCAGUGUAACUGUAAAACUUUUCUUUAAAUCGUUUAUAAAUAAGUAAAACAAAAGUGUAAAUAACGGUUUAUAUUGUGAAUAUGUGUUUGGAAAGAACCUCACGGGGAUGAAACAUAUAUAAUCAUUUUAUUUAGGAAAAUAAAGAGAUACUAGCAGAAUGGAGCAUGCUGAUCUGGUGUCUGAGAUGGCACAGGUGGAGCAUCUGACUACUCAGGAGCGGCUUCACCUAGCACGUAGACGUCGUUUGCAACAGCUUAAAAUAUGGCAGCAGAGAGAGAAAGAAUGGGCAAGAGCGAAGGCUAGAAGAGAUAAGAGCAACAAGAGAAGUAUAUACUUCAGUGAUAGCGUCAUGCUGCUAGAGGCCGCUGCGAGGAAUGAUAUAGAAGAAGUACGACGUCUCCUUGCACGUGGCGUUACACCGGAUGCAACAAACGAAGAUGGAUUAACAGCACUACAUCAAUGUUGUAUAGAUAAUAACGAAGCCAUGAUGCGUCUUCUACUCGAUCAUGGCGCGAACGUCAACGCCGAAGACAGCGAGAAGUGGACGCCCCUACAUGCGGCAGCCACUUGUGGCAAUUUAAACUUAGUGCGGAUUUUAAUACAGAGAGGUGCAAAUUUACUGGCUGUGAAUGGGGAUGGGAAUAUGCCGUAUGAUAUAUGCGAAGAGGAGAGAACGUUGGAUGCGAUAGAGAGUGAGAUGGCGGCGAGAGGUGUUACACAGAGACUGAUAGAUGAAACCAGGGCGGCGACGGAGAUGCAAAUGUUGAUGGAUGUAGCGGAGUUGGUUAAGACCGGCAUGGAUUUGGAUGAGCCGAGGGAUAGUCAGGGUGCGACACUGUUACACAUAGCAUCUGCGAAUGGUUACUUGAAGGUGGUUGAGUUCCUAUUGGAGCAUAGAGCUUCGUCAGAUGUGAUGGACCAUGAUAUGUGGCAGCCGGUCCAUGCUGCAGCCUGUUGGGGGCAUUUAGAAGUAUUAGAGCUAUUAGUACAAUAUGGAGCCGAUCUCAAUGUAAGGAAUAAGCAUGAUGAAACACCGGCAGAUAUAUGUGAAGAAGGUGAAAUGCGGGCGCGUAUAACGCGUUUAGCAGCGGAGCAGGAAGAAGUGAGACGUCGUGCCGCCAGCGGAGCCGGAGACAGACUGAAGACUGCAAGGCGAUCUUCUUCUACUGCUUCCACCAGCCGUGUACGUUCCGUUCGACGCACGUCACUCCGAGAAAAGCAAUUGGCAGCGAAGGCUGAUGCAAGGGGUGAAGCGAGACUUCGGGAAACCUUCGAUUCGGCAGUUGAUGAUGAAUGUCAGGGCUUAACAAACGGUGUCGAUAGCGAUCCGAACACGAGUGUAUCAGACAUCAAUACACGGUUGUCUGUCAGCUCCACAACUUCUAACCACAGCUACGAUUCGGAGAACGUAGACUACGCCGUACCGAAACAUUCCUAUCGUACCGAACAAGACAACUAUCAACCAAAAAUUACCAAUCCAUUAUUCGGUGUGAAUGCGGCGUCGCAUUACUCACCGGCACCCAUUCAAACGAUACAAGAGAACGACAAAUAUGAACGGACCUUGCCUAACGGUAUACGAAAAGCGCCGGAAGGACAAGAUAAUGACGGUUUUAAGGGCGAAGAUGCGCUCGACGGUAGGAAAGAGUUAAUUCCUAACCAGAUUGCCAUCGCCGACGGCAGUACGGCCACUUACACAACAGACAAUAAUGGUAAAAUCAAUGUUCAUGUCACCGUCAUGAUUAAUGCAGGCACUCUUGCGGAUCUUAAAAAACAGCGCUCGCAGAUAAGAACAAACGGGAGUCCCGUUGAAUCAAAUGUGACUUCGAAUAACCACAGUCUGAAUUCCAUACCAGAGAAAAAAGAGAAUCUAAUAUUAUCGCCGAGUUCAGGUACUGUGCCAAGGUUUUCAGGACACACGAGUGAUGUGGUCGGUGACACUAAAUCGCAUAGGUGUUGUAUCAUCAUGUAGAUGGCGCUGAAAUAAAUGCGGAGAAUAAAACAAGAUGGCGGGGAUUUACAGCAAGUGUCAAGUUUAAGAUGUCAUUUAAGUGUGUCUAGACAGUGAUAGUUUCAAUACGUAUUCCUGUGCAAAUGAAUGUACCUUAUUUGUGUUUGAAAUAGAUAAGUACGGUAUACGUGUGUCAAUCAUAUUUUAAAUAUUCCAUGUGGAAAUAAAAUUGGUGAGGUUUGGUACAAUUUAAAUGCCCUAUUUAUCUAUUUCGUUUUUUAAUUCCCAUUAGAAAGCGCUUAUUAGGUUUUAAGGCGCCAUCUAUUGUUGAACUUUUGUAUUUCUUUCCGUUUCGGACCGUAUUCCAUUUCGUAAUGUUUUAAAAUGUUAAAUGUCUAGUUAGUAUGAAUGUUUAAUGUUUCAUGCCGAUAUUUACAAACGUUAAAACAAGGGCCUCUCAAAUUUUAAUAUUAUUUAUUGUUGCCUAUAGAGUAUUGCCAUUGGCUUGCCAAUAGGGCGUGUGAUAGUUAUAAGAAUUCAAUUGUCUUUAAGACGACAAAAUAUAUUAAAACAUAAUGAGUAAAAGUCAGCGUUUUAUAUGUAACUUGAUCAAUGAGCACUCAAAAUAAAUUCUUUGAACUUAAAAUAAUGAGCCGAUAUUUUUAGUAAUAUAUAAUAAUAGCAUUUAUCAAGUAUUUAGUCAUUUAUGACAUGAAUAUGUUUUUUAUCUAUAAUAUUGCAUAUAAAGAAUUUUUGUCUAUCCUACUUUUUAUUAUGCUUUUAAUUUGAAAUUCCAUUUGAAACAUUCCACAUGUAUAUUUCCAAUGUCGUUAAAAGUGCCUGUUAAUAAUGUGAUAUGGAAGUUGUGAAUGAUCAAAUUAUGCUAUAGUGAAUAUGCAUGUUAUGGGUAUUUAAAUAUUGUUUUAUAAUAACUGUAUUUAAUCAAAGAAAAAUAAAUAGUACGGGACCGGACGCCUACAUCAAUAAUUUAAAAAAAGAGGGUAGUUCAGAAUAUUUUCAAGUCUGUGACUUUUAUAUAAUAUAUAAAUAAUAAGAGUAUAUAAUGAAAAAGAUGUUUAAAUGAGAUUUUUAAUUAAAUUUUAUUUUAGUCACAAUUUCGUAUUUUUUUGUGUUAAGGUCAAGUCAAGUUUAGAGUUCACAAACUGAAGGUGAAUGACCUCAACACUAUUUUAAAACAUUCGAAAUUUUAAUAUCCGGUUUAAUAUUACACUGAUGUUAUAUAUACAAUUGUAAAGAAUAAAGUAUAAUAGCUAAUGAAAAUAAUGGCUAUGUUGAAAUUGAGGGGCCAUGUUUGGACCUAUUUGACGUUUUCUUAGAAAUUUUAUUGCGUUUAUGUAAAUCUUUCCCAUCUUUAUCUGCUUUUAUUGUAUCUUUGGUGGUUCUGUGUAAAUAAUAUUGUUAAUUCGUGUUCAAUGUAGAUUAGAUGGUUAGUUUCCUAUAUGAUAAAAAUUUUAAAAGUGUGGUGGCAUGACAGAUAUAUAAAGUUUAGUGCAGUCAAAUAUUUUUUUGUUUGUUUUUAGUGCGACGUAGACGUAUAAGGGAAUAGAAUAUAACUUGCCAUUAAUCGCCAAUUGCAUACUAAUAUAUUAAGACUCGCCUUGACUAAAAAAAUUCUGAGACGCACCUACCUAUAUGUGUAUUAUAUUCAAAAACUUCAAUAAUUAAUUGUAGCUAUACGAACGUGCUCAAUACAUGGAUUACUUACUAGCCUAAAUUAUAAUUUACUGUGACUACUUGCGUCUUCCAAAAGGUAAUUUCAUAUGGAGAAUAGGCAAUAAACUUCAUAAUUACUUUUACAAUGUUUUAUAUACAUUUAUAUAUGACGACCGUGUACCUAAAACAAAAAAAAAACUACUAAAAUAAAAUAUAUUGUGGUGUGUUAUGUAGAUACAUGAUGCUCACAUUGUCGUUAUAAAGGAGAAACAUACACCUCCCACAAUUUGAAUAAAUAUUUGUCAUGCACCACAUUCUCGGACAUUCCAUUAUCUAUGUAUAUAGUAAACACUUUUGGAGCUAUUUUAUAAUUUAAGUCUUCAUUCACUAGUAAAACAUUCGUCCAUACCAUAGUCAUUAGAAUAAUCGUACUUAAGAAGUACUUAGAUCGGUUUCUCUUACACAAGGCCUUGCACAAGAUGGUUGUUACAGUAUUAGUUUUGAAAGCAUUUUAUUUUACAGGCAGCGUUUUGUGAUAAUUUAUUUGAAUAGUAUUUAAAAGCAUUUAUCAGGAAUUAUUUACUUGGAGAUAUCCCGUCCGAUGUUGGCCCCGAUUAUUGUAUUUUAGCUGCGGUAGCAGUUUUAAAAAAGGUUAUAAAGGUAGCUAUUUUAAUUGUUAGUUUUGUCAUACAUUACCUACAAAGAAGACACUAAACACAGAGUUAGAAAAUUUAAACGCUUCAAAUAUUAUGUUUGAAUAUGCAAAGGACUUUUGUGACAUAAAAGAUAGGUUCAAUUUCUAUGUAGUCUUUAGUUUAAAAGUGCUAUGAUUGAACAUUUUCUUUAUUGUAUAAUGCAAAUGUGUCGUCAGAGUUUUAUAAUGGUAGGUAUAUAUUGUUGAAAUUCUCGUGGCAUCUGUUGAUAAGUGUUGCCAUCCUAUCGUAGCUAAAGUAUGAGAAUCGAGGUUAUCUAUUAUAAGAAUUAUUUAAAUCUAUCGACAGCAAAAAUUGUGGAAAUUGUAAAUAUUUUAUAUGACUCGUCUUUGGAUUUUAAUUGUGAUUCGUAUGAGUUCUAGCCUAUAAAAAUUAUAACAGUGCCUCGUAAAAUCUUGCCUUAAAAUAUAUUUUUUCUGUUACAUGAAGAAUUUAUCCAGAUAUUAUAUUUUAAAAUUACAUAAAAAUUAUUUUGUUUUCUAUAGAAUGUGCUUUAGAAAAUUUUGUGUAAAAUUAUAGGGAAUAUUUGACUUGUCUACUGUUUACCUACUCCUGCCUUUUCUUGCCUUAACCAACUUGCACUAUGAAUCCAUUUUGUCCUCACUUAGGCAUGUAUGAUGGCAAGAAAAAAGCAUAUAUAAAAAUAUCUUCGGUAUAUUUGAAAAUUAAAAGCAAAUUAUUAACUUAUAUAUGAAAAAUUGUUAUGUGCCUGUAUUUACCACUGUUUAAUCAUGUAUACGGUACAAAUUAUUCUUAGAAAUGUUAAUGCAAAUAGUACUGUUGUCUUUUGAGCUCAUAAUAAUUAUAUGUGUACUUAAUGACCUAAGCAGUAGUGUUUUAUAUUACGUGAUUCCUAAAUCCUAUUAAUUGAAAUAAAUUUGUUAUUGAAAUCA